CUUUUUUUAAAACAUUUUUAGAAUUAUCAUCUUUCUGACGUUUAAGGGUUUAGGAGAUUUGAUCUCCAAACCUUGUAGUUUAACGUUGGAUCAAUCCUUAAGUGAUAUAUGGCUAUCUUAACAAGGUCAAACCAGUGGAUAUGUUUGCUGGUUUUUUCUUUGGUUAUAUUGGUGCAUUCAAUAAGAACAGACGCUAGUGUUCCCACAUUUAUUUUAAAGAGUGCUGUUGAUGAAGGAGCAGUUUGUUUGGAUGGGAGUCCACCAGCAUAUAAUUGGGAUGCUGGGAAAGGUGAAGGUGCACGUAAUUGGCUACUUCACCUUCAAGGAGGCGGGUGGUGUUUGAAUAGUACUCUUUACCAGACAUUUGAUUAUAGCGUUCAAAAUUGUGCAACCCGCGUGUUUGCUUACCUUGGUUCUUCUCUCCACAUGCCGGCGGCCGAAAACUUAACGGGCAUAUUAAGUAGUGACCCCAAAAACAAUGCUUUCUACAACUGGAAUCGAGUCUUCAUUCGAUAUUGUGAUGGAGGGUCAUUUGCCGGGGAUGUUGAACAACCAGAUCCUGUUACUAAACAUUACUACAGAGGUGCAAGGAUUUUCAAUGCGGUUGUGAAGGAUUUGUUAGCCAAAGGAAUGAAAGAUGCAAAAAAUGUACUUCUUUCCGGCGGCUCAGCAGGAGGGUUGGGUUCAAUCAUACAUUGUGAUCGUUUUCGAGCUCUAUUUUCUAAGAACGUUAGAGUAAAAUGUCAUGCCGACGGUUCUCUCUUCCUUCGCGUGAAAAAUCCCGAGCAAGCAAAAUUCUUUGUUAAUGUUUUUCACAGUGUAGUUGACCUACAUAAACCUGACAAGGCAUUACCUGCGGAAUGCACUUCAAAAAUGAGUCCAUUUGAGUGCUUCUUCCCAAAAUCUUUGGUGCAAUAUGUGAAAUCUCCGAUGUACUUCCUCAAUUCGGCAUUUGAUUCAUUUCAGAUAAGAAAUACAUUUUCGGAAGAUUUGCAUGAUGCCAUUAAGAAUCACACCUUAAGUCCAAGUGAUGUGCCUAUGCUAAAAGAUUUCAGGCAACAGUUGCUAAGUGUAUUGCCCCCAAGUAGUGACAAAGGAUUUGUAAUUACUUCUCUCUUCGGACAUACCUUUUCUCUAACGGGCUUGAAGAAACCCAUGUUCGUCGACAAGAAAUCCGAGACGUUUGAGAGUGCACUUAUGGAUUGGUUCUUCGACCAACGUUCAGUGAAGAAGAUAGACCCAACAGAGGUACCAGUAUAUGUUCAACGCUAAAUUGUAGAGAAAUGGUAAAAGACAAUGUAUUGAAUAUUGUAUUGCGUUACUCAUCAUUUUACGGCAAUGAAUAAUAAAAAUCUUCUUUAAUUCAUUAUA
Ipomoea triloba (trilobed morning glory) is the source of this 1371-nucleotide messenger RNA. Its product is annotated as pectin acetylesterase 8-like. The transcript is spliced from 12 exons. The coding region runs from base 109 to 1272 and encodes 387 amino acids. Gene Ontology annotation, biological process: cell wall organization. Gene Ontology annotation, molecular function: pectin acetylesterase activity. The record is from RefSeq and is a predicted model, not a curated record. NCBI's taxonomy places the organism in Eukaryota, Viridiplantae, Streptophyta, Magnoliopsida, Solanales, Convolvulaceae. Gene Ontology annotation, cellular component: plant-type cell wall.